UCGGUUUCUCCCCCAGGAAAGGGGGCACGAUGCACGCAUGUGCCGGGGCCAUUCUAUCGAUUUCUGUGUUUCGCGCGAUAGUCACAGGGAGGCGUCCCCGGUGUGUCGUCGCGCUCCCGCCGCACUAACAACCGCGCCACCCGAAACAGCCCUGCACAUCGUCGGCACCCGGGUUCCUUUUCAAGGUUAAGUCGUUAACCCUCGCCGCCUACGCGCCUACCGAGAGCGAACGUCCUCCGCGAGCGGUCGCUCCAGGCCCAAAGUCCGUCGGCGGGAGGCCCGCUCCGUGUGCUGCGAUCGCGAGUGGACCGCGACUGACGAGUGCGAGUGACGGAAGACAGUUCGACAGCCGACAGGAACGGAGCGGCAAAUUACACGGACGGGGACGGACAGCGUGCGACGACAUCGUCGAGAGGGAGAAGGAGCCCGGCGGAUCGCGAGCGCACCGGCCGUUGCGGAGGGUGCGCAACGUGUACUCCGUUUCUGCGACGCCUUUAUCGGCGGAAACGACUACCGGCGGCGAAUCGGUCGCAGCGACAGCAACGGGAGACGCGCGAAAACGUUUACCAGCAACGACGCGCGAAUUGGAAAGUUUAUCGCGCCGACCCGCGCGCGCCAGCCCGGGAUCGUCGAACUCGCCCGCCUCGUGUCCUCGAGCCCGCUCGCGGUGCCUCGAUCUCGAUACGAAGAGCAACGGCGAACGAGUCCGCUCGGCAACACACUGAUCCGGGGCUACAUCGCACUCUUGCGCGCCCGAUCCGUUUUUAUCGGGACGCGAGGGAUAAUGGAUUAAUUUUCACCGGGGUGAGAGCUGGCCGACUCGGCGGCAGCGGCGGCGGCGACGACGACGACGACGACGACGCCGACGCCGGCAGCGCGGUUGCGACUACUACUCUCGGCACGGUGUACCAGGCGGCCGAGCGGAGCGAAGCAGCGGGAGUCCGCGAUAAAUCAAGGCGGCAGUUAUGCGAGCUACGCAGUCAUGAACCGCACGUCCUUGAACAUGAGACCCGCGCGACGGACGAAGCUGUUCCCAGCCCGAACGAUGACGGGUAUGUUGGCGUUGCUGCUGGUGCUGGCGACGACGUUGUCAGACGCGCGGUCCGAAUCGGCGAUUAGUCCGGUAGGUAGUGUGGUGGGGUCAGGUUCGGGUGUCUCGUCUUCGUCCUCGUCCGGCUCAUCAUCGUCGUCCUCGUCGUCGUCAUCGUCGUCGUCGUCGUCCUCAUCGUCCUCAUCGUCAUCGUCGGUGAUCGGCGUGGUGUCCGACGGCGGCUCCAGCUCGGGCAAUGGCGGCGGCAUGGGCGGCGUGGCGAACGGCGGCAACGGCGUCAUGGGUGGCGUCGGGGGCGGCAUCGGCGGCAUGAACGGCGGCGGCGGCGGCGGCGGCGGCGGUGGUGGUGGUGGACACUCGGCGAUCGGCGGCGGCAACGGCGGCAACGGUCGCUGCGAGGAGAUCACGAUCCCCAUGUGCCGCGGCAUCGGCUACAACCUGACGGCGAUGCCGAACGAGCUGAACCACGACAGUCAGGACGAAGCGGGACUGGAGGUGCAUCAGUUUUGGCCGCUGGUGGAGAUCAAGUGCUCGCCGGAUCUCAAGUUCUUCCUGUGCUCUAUGUACACGCCGAUCUGCCUACCGGAGUACACGAAGCCGUUGCCGGCUUGCCGGAGCGUGUGCGAGCGAGCGCGCGCCGGCUGCGCGCCGUUGAUGCAGCAGUACGGCUUCUCGUGGCCGGAACGCAUGGCGUGCGACCGACUGCCGAAUCACGGCGACCCGGACCGCCUCUGCAUGGAGCAAGACAAUCACACCAGCAGCACAGGUGGCAGCGGCGGCGGCGGUGGCGGCGGCGGCGGCGGCGGCGGCGGUAGCGGCGGCAACGGCGGCUCGCCGAGCAGCGGUGCUCCGGCGCCACCGGGUCCACCGGCGCGACCUACGCGACCCUCCAAGACCGCGCAACCAGCCCGCUGCAAGCCGGGUAAGAACCAAAAAAACUGCCAGCACCCCCCGGGGGAGAGGACGAGGGAUUGCGCGUGCAGGUGCAGGGCGCCCCUCGUGCCCCUGGGGGCGGUGGGCACGAUACUACCAGGACCGAUAAGCGGCGUCAGCGGCAGCAUCAGCGGAAGCACCAGCAGCGGGGUCGGUCUGGCCGGCAUGACCGUAAACGGAGCGAUUCCGGCGGCGGCGCCGCCGCCAAUGGGAAUCGGUCGCAGCGUCAUCCAGGACAUUGCGGGGGUGCAAGAUUGCGCCCUACCGUGCCACGGCGCGUUCCUCACCACCGAAGAGCGAGGUUUCGCAGCCGUAUGGCUGGCUCUGUGGAGCGGACUGUGCGCCGCCAGCACUCUGGUGACCGUCACCACGUUCCUGAUCGACACCCAGCGUUUCAAGUAUCCUGAGAGGCCGAUAGUCUUCCUCUCGGCCUGCUACUUCGUCGUGUCGGUGGGCUACCUGUCGCGGAACCUGUUCGGCCACGAGGAGAUCGCCUGCGACGGGCCGGCCCUCAAGUCCGGCGCUCAGGGCCCGGGUGCCUGCGUCACGGUGUUUCUCAUGAUCUACUUCUUCGGUAUGGCGUCCUCGGUGUGGUGGGUGAUCCUGGCGUUCACGUGGUUCCUGGCGGCGGGUCUCAAGUGGGGCAACGAGGCGAUAGCGUCGUACUCGCAGUACUUCCACCUGGUGGCCUGGCUCGCGCCGACGGUGCAGACGGUCUGGGCGUAUGUCGCCGGCGGAGUCGCCGGUGACCCAGUGGCCGGAGUCUGCACGGUAGCGCCCGAGGGAGUGCGCAACUUCAUCCUGGCGCCUCUGUUCGUUUACCUGCUGUUGGGCACGAGCUUCUUGCUGGCCGGCUUCGUGAGUCUCUUCCGUAUUCGCUCGGUGAUCAAGCGCCAGCCCGGCGCCAAGGCGGACAAGCUGGAGAAACUGAUGAUACGCAUCGGCGUGUUCAGCGUGCUCUACACUUUGCCGGCGGGGGUGGUGUUAGCCUGUCACAUCUACGAGUCGACUCUGCGAGACGAAUGGCUCAGCUCGCUGGCGUGCCCCUGCCGACCGCGCGCGAGACCGCUCUACUCCGUCCUCAUGCUGAAAUACUUCAUGGCGCUCGCGGUCGGCAUCACCUCGGGCGUCUGGAUCUGGAGCGGCAAGACGGUCGACUCCUGGAAGCGAUUGUGGAGGCGUUUGUUCGGUGGCGAUCACGGCGCGACCGGCCAUAUGGCCGCUGGCGCUGGUAUGGUGGCCGGGGUGACCGGAGUCAGCGGCGGUAUCGGCAGUGCCAGCAUCAAGGGUGUCGUGGGCCGCGUCGCGGUGCCGUAUCCACCGGCGCCAGGUCCGGGUAGCGCUCUCCUACCGCCCGGCAGCGUCGCCAGCGCGUCUCAACACCACCUCCACCAUCACGUACUCAAGCAACCUCCGCUCUCGCACGUAUGACGUCACCAGUCGGCGGGAGGCGACAUGAACACCGCUGGAUGCGAGCAGCAGCAGCCGCAGCAGGAGAGGCCUUCCGCCCUCAGCAACUAUGGGCCCAUCUAGCCCUUCGCCUCGGCCUCGCGCAGGCACAACACGCCGCACACGGCACCGCAUACCGCGCCGCACACUCCCCACUCGGCGGCGACGAUAUACUCCAGGAGAUCGCUCGCGUCCACGACGGGACCGCUGACGCCGGCGCACGGCAUCGCGCCCUCCUACACGCAAGCCACCGAGGUGUGAGAGCACGCGUAGACGAGCCGGAAGCUCGCGUCGCUGCAUCAUCAGAUGGGAGACUAUGACCAGCCGAGGCGCUGUGUCGGCGUGUGUCGUCAUCAUCAUCAUCGGCCAUUUUUGCUUCGCGAUGGACGACGAGCGACCGCGGUGCUUCUCGAUUACCCGAUAUACGUAUUAGCCUGUACGUGUCUUCUUCUCCCGCGGGAAUCUCGAGAAAUCCUCUCUUCGAGCUCAUCGGGAUGGUCGUCGUCGUCGUCGUCGUCAGCAGCAGCAGCAGCAAUAGCAGCAGCAGCAGCAGCAUCAUCAUCAUCAUCAUCAUCAUCAUCAUCAUCAUCAUCAUCAUCAUCAUCAUCAUCAACGAUGUCAGCAUGAGCAUCUCUAUCGUCGACGACAUCCCCUUGCCGAUUGAUUCCAAGGAUCGUGGCUGAUGACUCGCGCGAAACCUGGUGAAUCCUGGCGGACGCAGGAGGAGGACGGGUGCCAAUCCGGCAGAGAGGGUCGCUCGAGUGCCGCGGUAUAGUGAGAUUGUGAUUUAGAAAGACGAAAGACUUGGUGGGCGAAGAGCUGCGAGAGAGCAGCAGCGAACGGUCGAUAGAUUUCUCUGUCUUUAUCAACAUCUAUCUAUCUAUUCUCUCUCUCUCUUUUUCUCUCUCUCUCUCUCUCUCACUCUCUCACUCUCUAAUCUUACAUUCUCGUAGCGGCGCUCGUAAAGCCCGCGUGUCCGUCUAACGUGUAUCGUCUCGUCUAUUUAUCUAAUCUAGCCGUUAAAAACAGAAACCACGUGGAGGUGUAUGUGUGUAUGUGUAUGUGUAUCAGCGAUAGCGACGGCCUGCUCUCUCGCUCUUCCUGCCUGUUCUCCUCGCGAAAGGAGGCCAACUGCCGUGUUGUCCUCGGCGUCAAGCGAGUCGUCGAGGUCCCUUCCUCCAGGUCCUUCUCGCGAAACGACCGAACCAAAAAUUCUUCCCCACUGCCAUGCCUCGCGACAGAGAGUGAUCGCGAAAGUCUGAAAGUAGUCCACCGAGACGAGAAGAGAUCAGGCCGCCGCCCGUGAUGGCGAACGCGCGCGCGCGCGUGCGAGAUAGUGCGAACGAGUGUGUACAGGCAGGACGUCGGAGAAUUAACGAGGCGGGAAUGGACUACUGUAAAUAUUGUUCUUAGAUGUUAGUCGCGCUGUAAAUAAAAACGGUCGCCAGGCACGUUGUAGGGGUAUUUCUGUUCUUUUUCUUUUCUUUUUCUUUUUCUUUACUUUUCCGAAGAACGCGAGGGUGGACGACCGCACUCGUGGCGCGCGAUUAUUCCCGACGCGCGGUCACGUGUUCCCCCCUCCCCCCCCCGUGACGAAGAGAGCAAUUGUCAGAAGAGCGAUAGUCUUGCCGUUCGGCCGCGGCUCUAAAGGUUCGCUGAUUGGACCGCGUCGUGCAACGUCGAGCACUAUAAUCCGCCGACUUUCCUCGAGGCAAACGAAAGACAGACGCGAGGCUCCGGAUCUUUGGGGGAUUUGCAAGAUUAUUCACGCGCAAUCACACGAAUGGACACAUUCUUUUUUUUUCUUUCACGUCUCAUUGACGUUUUCCUCAAUCUCGGCAGGUUGCUGCGAGAUUAAUCGUCGACAUCCUGCGACGAAAAUCUCAGGAAGGUUGACGAAAUCUGCCAAAAGUGUUACUCCGUUAAGUUUCAAUUUGUACGUACGUAUUAUCGAGUCUUAAGAUCGUACGCUCGCUUUUCUUUUGUUUUCUCUUUUUAUUUUCCUUUUUUAUACGAUAAGAAUACGAGACUCUUGAUUCCAGAUUGCACGACGCGAUCCGCGAUUAAUCCGCGCGUGUUGCACACAAUAUUUUCGAGUUAGAUUUCACUCUUGUUGCCGCGUCGUCGUCGUCGUCGCCGCCACGGCCGGACGAUUGUCACGGAAUGCAAACGUACGAGAAUCCGUGCGCGUUCACCCCGAGUGCGAAACAAUACAUAUUGUAAGUCAAACGUACACACACAUACAUGCAUACAUAUACAUAUACAUAUAUAUAUAUAUGUAUAUGUGUGUAUAUAUAUAUAUAUAUAUAUAUAUAUAGGUCCGCCUCGCGAAGAUCACAAUAUAAUUUAACACGUCGGUGUACUAGGUCGAACUUUUUUAUACCGUAAGUCAGGGCGUGUCACAUUUCCGUCGCGUUCGCGGGGUUCGCGGGGUUCGCGGGGACCGAUGAUAACACAAGAACGGGGGGAGAAGAGGAAGAAGGGCGCGCGCGCGCGCGAGACGCCUUUGCGCCUUUUCAUCGUAGCGAGGCGCGUUGGGUCGGCUGUGCCUCGCGCUCACACGUGUCGCGAAGAGGGCGGCGGCGAACGACGCGAUAGCGUCGAUAGCGGAGAAAGAGGUCGCGGAGAGGGGCUCCGAGCCGCCCUGCUUCGCCCGGGGGCGCGAGGCAACCCCGGAAGGAAAUCUAUGCACCCCGCCCCCGCCGUUUUCCCCCGAGCAUAGCGGGUUAGAGGAAAAUUAUGCACGCGCGCGUAUGUAAGUCCCGGUGAUUUAGAAGUAGCGCCAAAGCGAGAUUACGCACGAGACGACGUAUUACGGGAGGAGUCCGGGGGGCGCGAACCCUUUGGAGGAGGAGGAGGAGGAGGAGGGCGUAUUGUGAAGCGACGAGCGGAGACGCGCCGGAGAAAGCGAGGAACCGGGCGACUCCUCCGGCCCGACAUUUAUCUCGUAAUAGGAGUACGACCGGACGUAAUGAAAUGCGAACUGCAUGGCCGUGUUGAAUCGACCGGACGAAUGAUACAUCGGUCCGGGACGUUACGGCAGAUCCGCGAGUCCACGACGAACCCGAGGAACUUGACUGUGUAACGAGAAGGAGAACGGCCAAACGAGAGAGGAGGAUACGCAGAGUCGGUAUCCGACAACGCGCUUUACCGCCCAGGUGACUCCUUCUUCAUUACGAAAGGCGUGGAGCGAGCGCGCAGCGCGCUAGGAAACGAACGCGAAGCGAACAAACUGUCUCGUACAAGCGAACGCAGAAAAAAAAUGCGUAACCGUCGUGUCUUAGACGGAAACCUCUGCCAAACGGAGAACGUACAUGUGUAAUGUUAUUAAAAAAAAAAAAAAAAAAAAAGUAGCGGGAGUAAAGACGUCUUACAAUUAAUGUCUACAUAUCACUCCAA
Harpegnathos saltator (Jerdon's jumping ant) is the source of this 6832-nucleotide messenger RNA. RefSeq names its product frizzled 2 (gene fz2). The transcript is spliced from 4 exons. Gene Ontology annotation, molecular function: Wnt receptor activity; Wnt-protein binding. The record is from RefSeq and is a predicted model, not a curated record. The coding region runs from base 983 to 3415 and encodes 810 amino acids. Gene Ontology annotation, cellular component: plasma membrane. NCBI's taxonomy places the organism in Eukaryota, Metazoa, Arthropoda, Insecta, Hymenoptera, Formicidae. Gene Ontology annotation, biological process: non-canonical Wnt signaling pathway; canonical Wnt signaling pathway.